Messenger RNA from Cephus cinctus (wheat stem sawfly), 1379 nucleotides. RefSeq lists its product as uncharacterized. The record is from RefSeq and is a predicted model, not a curated record. Bases 374 to 940 code for a protein of 188 amino acids. The transcript is spliced from 5 exons. NCBI's taxonomy places the organism in Eukaryota, Metazoa, Arthropoda, Insecta, Hymenoptera, Cephidae.
AGAUGGCCGCGUGCUUUAUGACAGCGGUGGAUGACAGAUACGAGUAUUUCCUAAAUCGUGUCCUUCUAUACUUUAUAUACUUAACUGUGCUAUACUCGGAGUGGUGGAUACGUUCGUGCUAACCUAAUGGAAAUUACAAUUUUUUUCGUAAAUCGACAAGACUUCGACACGGCAUCCCCGGCACUUGAAUGCCGUUAUAAAAUAAUUCAAGCACGAUGGACGCAGGACUUCGAUAAAUUUCCGGCUGAAUUCAAGGAAUCGUAUAAUGGCCGCUAUUGAAGCGGCGGCGGCGACCUCGUCGUUUUAAGAGGACGGCCCGGUCGCUGAUCCUUAUCCGUGUAGGAAGUCAUCUUCUCCGCAUAGACGGGAUUCAAUGGCGUCGCCAGCAUGUGAAGCCGACUUAAGCUCCAAGCCUUACAUCCAGGUAACAAGUGACUCCACUUCGCGCCAGGAUUACUCAGCUCUCGGGUCCCUGCUGUUGCCACUGCAUUACUCUACUGACCUACUGAUCUUAAUAAUGCACUUGUCACACGGCACGACGAUGACUGGCAAAUGGACGAUAUUACCAGCUGCUGCUCGAGGCUACAUUGAGAAUUGGCUUACCCUCUCUAUUAUUCCUAUAUCCGGUAUCGAUUGCCAGCUAAUGAUCCAGCAGGAUGCAAUGCUCAUCUUACUAAAGCAAGACCUUUACCAUCUCUUUAUAACGAAGCAUCAUCAAAAUUCAGACACGUUUGUACAACCAGUCGUCAUAUCGCAAAACACACGUGCGAUUCACUGUCCCUUUUCAAAUAUGACAGACGCAACAACGUGUUUCGAACUGAGCAUACGUGAUGGAAUCAUCAAAUCGUCUACGUCAUCGGGACCUCCUCGUGGCAUACUCCAAUCAGCAUACCCAUCUACGUGUCUCUACGUCUCCUACGGAUAUGUGGCGGGUCUAUAAAUCCCCCAACACUUAUUCCAUGUGCAAAAUUUCGCGUACUCCAACGGUUUCACAUGUACGUACAUAUGUGCACAAUGUAGUCAGAGCUCGUGGCGCCAAGUAAGUUCGAAACGCACGAGCGCGGUUCUCACGGGUCGUGCGUGCUACGCACAUUUACGUGGUUACGCAGGAGAGGGAGGGUGGAUGCGUAGAGAGGGGAGGCACGAAGCAGUCACGCGUGAAGGCACGGACCCACGGGAGCCGCAUGACAACUGGCAGUGGGGCCCAGUGGGCCCCCACGGAACCGUCCGACUGCUCGGAGCGCACUACUUUGGAUUGUUGCAGACCCCUUCCCGUCUGGGAAUGGGACUCGGGACGGAAAUUGGGUCUGAUCCAGCUGACAGUACGGAAAGUUGUAUUAGAAUGUUCUUGCUCAGAUUAAACGGGUCUUAUCAGCUUC